Molecule: messenger RNA, 17403 nt
Organism: Schistocerca gregaria
Lineage: Eukaryota; Metazoa; Arthropoda; Insecta; Orthoptera; Acrididae
Product: SNF-related serine/threonine-protein kinase-like
Exons: 10
Coding region: 462-3506 (1014 amino acids)
Biological process (GO): intracellular signal transduction; microtubule cytoskeleton organization; protein phosphorylation
Cellular component (GO): cytoplasm
Molecular function (GO): tau-protein kinase activity; ATP binding; protein serine/threonine kinase activity
Source: RefSeq, a predicted model, not a curated record
GUGACGUAGGAAGUUGUCAUAUCAAUAAACUCGGUGCUUCAUUUAGCAUCGUAAGUUACUUGUAGCUGACAAGAAGUGUCAUAAGUUGUGUACGUGCGGUGAAUUUGUUGUUUCUAUGUGUAUGUGCAUAUGUGUGAGAACAACAAAUUUUUAGUGCGAUUUUAAAGAAAUACACGGCCAGAAAUUUGUGACGACAAAUCCUCGACUUUUAUGGAAUGCUUUGAUCAGUGAAAUGGAUUUCAUGUGUGUGGGAGAGUAUACAAGCAACUUGUUUAUGAGCACCGCACUGUUUUAGGUGUAACAGAAUGCUUCUGAACAUCGAGCAACGGAGGAUAUUAAAUUGAACGCUACGUUAAAUAAAAGGUCGCAGCAAACAGGUUCGUUGCUCUCUGUAGAUAUAGAAGAUAGAAGAUUUCUCAGAAAACAAAAAAAGAUAAAACAAGGAACUCAUCAGUUGUACAAUGCACCGUGGUCCCAGUCGGAGCUGCAGCUAUGAUGGAAAAAUUGCAGGGUUAUAUGAUUUGGAGGAGACAUUGGGCAGAGGACAUUUUGCUGUGGUGAAAUUGGCAAGACAUGUAUUCACAGGAGAGAAGGUUGCUGUCAAAGUUAUAGACAAAAGCAAACUAGAUGAUGUGUCAAGAGCUCACUUGUUCCAAGAGGUGCGAUGUAUGAAACUUGUCCAGCAUCCAAAUGUUGUGCGCCUUUAUGAAGUUAUUGAUACACAGACAAAGUUGUACCUAAUAUUGGAACUGGGAGAUGGAGGUGAUCUCUAUGAUUAUAUUAUGAAACAUGAUGGUGGUCUGGGUGAAGAAGUGGCUCGUGAAUAUUUCCGUCAGAUUGUGCGUGCUAUUUCGUACUGUCACAGGUUACACGUUGUGCAUAGGGACUUAAAACCAGAAAAUGUUGUAUUCUUUGAGAGACUUGGGAUGGUGAAACUUACAGACUUUGGUUUUAGUAAUCGUUUCAAUCCAGGGCAGAAGUUGGAAACUUCAUGUGGAUCUUUAGCAUAUUCUGCACCAGAGAUAUUACUGGGUGAUUCGUAUGAUGCUCCAGCAGUUGAUGUCUGGUCACUGGGAGUAAUUCUGUACAUGCUAGUAUGUGGGCAAGCCCCAUUCCAAGAAGCAAAUGACAGUGAAACCCUCACAAUGAUAAUGGAUUGCAAAUAUACAAUCCCAGUCCAUGUGUCAGAAGGUUGUAAAAGGCUAAUAGCUCGGAUGCUGAUUCGGGAACCAGAAAAGCGAGCCACUCUGGAAGAAAUAGCAAUGGACCCAUGGCUGAGAGAAGAUGCCAACACUGAGCCAGCAGACUUCCUCCCAUUAGUAUCUCGAGAACACGUGUCUGAGGAUGACCAUGCUCUUAUCAUACAGAAGAUGGUCAAUGGCAAUAUUGCUACUAAAGAAGACAUUUUAGAGGCACUUGAUAAGAAUGAAUACAAUCACAUCACAGCAACCUAUUUCUUGCUAGCUGAGAGGAAACUGCGAGCACACCGACAAGAACAAGCUCAGCAGCGUCUUCGUCAGGGGCAACAGUUGCAAGAAUUGUCUCCCAUAACGUCUGGCAGCAAGCCUUACGCGAAGAUGGACAAGAUCACAGGAAUGAGCAACACAGAUGUUUCAUGUCAACAAGUGAACCAGUCUUUACUGAGUGCAGCGCGCACACCCGGGGACCAGAAUUACCGAUCCCGGAAGUGUAGUAUUGUCCAGGAAGAGGAGGACGAAGACGACAUGACAUCGUGUUCUGGCCGUGAAGAGUUGGCUCCACCUCACGGUUCCUUGAAUAGGCGUGGUUCUCGCUCAGAGGGAAAAUUAAACUUGGCGCUACAAGAGCGUCUGGCAGAGUCGGAGCGUCGAAAAGAUGGCUCCUCUGCAGGGAAUACUGCAACACACAAGAUGUCAGUUCCAUCCAGCGGUGCCUCAAAUUCUGGAGGGGGAAUACUCCAUGUUGGCAUUCGUGAUGAUACAUCACAGCGACCUGUUACAGUGUGGGCUUCACCGGCAAAGAAAGUUCUUCCUACAACAACUGAAAGUUCAAGACUGCAAUCGUCAGCAGAGUUGUCGACAAAACUAACACCUACGUAUGCCACAAGUAGCACAAAAUGGCAAACGGGAAUGAAACAGACAGUUCCAUUAGUGAAAGUGCCACUAAAAAAACCAACUUCAUUAACCUCAAGAGACCCCAUUUCGUCCCAAACCCCCUGUCCAUCCACAACUACAUCUUUUAUAACAGAAUCUUCCACGAUAUCCAUACCUAUACAUACAUCCUCUCCAGCUAUGGAGCAACCUUUACUUCCAAAAUAUAAGACAAUGCCAUCACCUACUCGUCCAUUACAUACUGUUCUGGGUUCACCUCCACUGAAUGAAAUAUUUGAGGAAGGUGAAAGUGUCAUCGGAGAUACGACACGCUCUAGUCAGACCUCACGCAGCUACGUCAGUCGUCAGAACUACGAGCAGCGCCGAAGUAGGUUCCACAAGACACGGACAGCAUCAUGUAGUUCUUCGGAUGCCAGUGAUGAUGAUAGUGAGAGUCGCAAGAAACGUGCUCAUAAGAUUACUGGUGACGCAAAGCCAUUCCAGCAACAGAGGAGAGAUUCACACGACGACUCUAGUGAUUCCCAAGAUCCCGGUGGAAGUGGAGGUGCUGGUGGAGGUGGCAGCCGAUCUCGCGAAUCUGCUUCUGAGUGCAAUAGUGGUACGGCCCCAGAAUCGCAUGCUGAUUCUGAAAGGACUUCUGCCAUAACUAGCAAUGGUAAUAAAGGAAGUGGAGGGGGCCGGAGACAGUGUCGUAGGCGGCCUGGAGAAACUAGGUUGAGAGAGAGUCAGUCUCUUAAUCGUAUCACAGAAGUGCAGGAGGCAGAAUUAUCGCUUUCACUGCCACCACAUCAGCAGGCAGAGUAUGUGGCUCCUCUGCCUCCCAGCAGAGUGAGAGGUUUUGGGGCUCGUCUGUUCCAGGGCUGGCCUCUCUCACCAUCCUGUGCAACUCCAUCCAAAAAAUCAUCUCAGCAGCAAGCAUCCCUUGUGAUUUCAGAUAGAAGUCCUCUGAGGUCAGGGAACUUCAAAAGUGAGAAGAGUACAGAAACUAAUGAACAGUCAGUUGAUAAUUUUUCUGUGUCGCAUAGGAUAAUGGGUGGUUUUCUCGACACCUCGUGUAAGGAAUUGGACAGUAUCCCUUUAGCCAAAUGUCAUGGGGAGGGCAAAGAGAACUGUUGCAAAUCUGCAACUUCAAAGAAUGCAGUAGGAGAGAAGCAGAAAACUAACACCGGGAAGAAAGGAAGACUAUUGAGUCGCUACUUUCAGGUUCACAAAAAGCUCUGCCUUCCACUCCCGGGACUGUUUGGUCGAGGCAGACUGUACAAAGCCCAGUCGUGUGGCUCAAUUGUUCGUGACCGAGUGACAUCCUCCGCACCGGCUUCACUUCUGGUGUGUGGCGAGGAGAGGUGGUGUACUGCUGCAGGCAAAGUACCUACUGGCGAAAGCACCCGCAGAUGCAGUGGGACAGCAGCAGAUUGACGUGUGGUGGUAUCUAUGUUAUACAGUUCAGUUGCUGCUCACCCAUAAUUCCAGUGGAACCUGUGAUAUCGUUGUAGUGGCAGAGUGAGUGAGGAAUGUUAGGUUCUAUCUUAGAGCAUGAAACGAAGAUUGUUCAAACGUGUAAAAUGAAAUAUAGGAAGAAUCACAUAUGAUUUUAAUGUUAACUCAGAAUGAAACUAGAUUUAACAAUAUAGUAGUCCUUUUAAGUAAAUUGUUAAUUACUUAUAAUGUGUUUUUAUGCUGUUAUUGAUUUCAUGUGCAAUAAUAAAAUAUUGUUCAUUACAAUAGAAUUUUUUAAAUUGAAAUAUAUCAGAUAUUGUUGCUAAAAUUAUUGUUGUCAUUUUCCAGCAUCAUUUGAAAAAGUUCAUGAAUUAAUGUGUGACAAAUAUUUACAGUGUUGUUAUCAGUAGUGAGUUUUUUUUUCCAAAACUAGAAUGAGAACAAUAUUUAAUAGUAUUUAUUUUAUAGUAUUAUUAGCAUGUAAUGUAAAACUUCCACAUUAUUAGAAAUAUGAAGUAGCAGUUUAUGGAGUUAACUUUGAGUUUCUGGUGAUGUAAAUACUGAUGUCUCAUUUCAGCUUUUCACUAUUUAUUAACUUUACAAAUAUUUACAAUGAUUUGACUCAACAAAAAUUUUAAAAAAUCGAAGAAGUUUAUAGCAUCCACAAUAGAGACAAGAGAGGACUCUCAUUCUGGGUAUUGUGGCUCUUGUUAUCCAGAAUUUACAGUGACAAUUUUCCUUCCUCUUUCCUCUGAAUAUGUUAUUCUUACUUGAACUGCCUUUUAUGUAGAUAAAGGAAGUGCACAGCAAGUUCCUAAAUCUCAAGAUUUAAUAUCUAUUUGUCAACAUGUUCUGAUUGUUUUUGUUUGAGAAAUUAGUGGAUAGGGCCUUGAAUCUUGCAUUUAAUUAGUCUUUAUUGUGAAUAUUUAUGUACUGAAAAUAAAAUACGUUGUAAUGUGAACUAAUAAGUAAAAUGUGAUAGUCUUUUUUUACAGAGAGAUAAUUGCUGAUCAGUAAGGAACCUAAUAGUAAACUACUUAAACUGAAAGAAAUCUUGAACUGAAAAUGUUCUUAGAAAGAAUAACAUUCAAAAUUAAAGGUGGUUUAUGGCCAGAAAGGAAAAUGUUUGUAAUGGCUUUGAUGGAGGGAAGUGUGACAGGUGAAGAAAUCUGAUGAACAGAUGCAGUGGUCAAGGAUCACUGUCUUGCUAUCUUGCAAAUGUUUCUCUCUCUCUCUCUCUCUCUCUCUCUCUCUCUCUCUCUCUCUCUCUCCAGCAGGAUGUUGGCUGACAUAGUUUGCCUUCUUUAUCUAUCCACUCUUUCUUUUGUGUUCCUGUUUUUGCUCCAGCCUAGAAGAACCUCAUAGUUCCAUAAAAAUGAUAUUCAGUGUCUAUUUGUAUUUUGAACAUCCAUAACAAUUCUCUGUCCUCUUAGGUCAACAUAACAGUUUAAUUUGUCAUUAUACAUAAAGUAAUACAAGUAAGUUGUCUGAGACAAAAAGGCUACUAAACUGCUGUAGCUAAACAGAAGAUGAAAAGUGGUGCGAAGGUGGGUGGAAUGAUACUGUUAGCAAUGAUGAUGAUAGCAAAACCAAAUGGUUAGCAGCAGGUUUGAAGCUGCUUCAAGAAUUCCUACAAAACACAAAGGGAAUUAUUUACACUUCGAAGCCUUACGCUGUGGUCUUCGAUCUGAAGACAGGUUUGUUGCAGCUCUUCACGCAAGUCUAUAAGAUGCAAGCCUCUUCAUCUCCAAAUUAACUACUGCAACCUUCAUCCCUUUGAACCUGCAUACUGUAUUCAUCCCUUAGCUGCUCCAUACAAUUUUAUCACCCUUCUCUCCCUCCCUCACACUUCCUUAUAAUACCAAAUUUCCUGCAUGACUCAGAAUGUGUCCCAUCGACUGAUCUCUUAUUUUAUUUAAGCUGUGCCAUAAACUUCUUUUGUCCCCAAUCUGAUUCAGCAAGUUUUCAUCAGUUACAUGCCCUACGUAUCUAAUCCUCAGCAUUCUUCCAUAGCACGACAUUUCAGAAGCUUCUAUUUUCUUCUUUUCUGACCUGUUUAUCCUCUGUGUUUCACUCCCAUACAAGGCUACACUCGAGACAAAUGCCUUCACAAAGGACUUCUUACCACUUUAAUUCAUAUUCAAUGUUACCAAAUUCCAAUUUUUCAGAAGUACUUUCCUUGCUAAUAGUCAGUCAUAUCAAUUAUUUUGUUGGCCAAACAGCAAAACUCACCUGCCACUUUUAGUGUCUCAUUACGUAAUCUAAUUCCUCAGCACUGUCUGAUUUUAUUUGACUACUUUUCAUUACCCUGGUUUUACUUUUGUUGAUAUUUAUCCUGGAACUUAUUUUCAAGACACUAUUCAUUCUGUUUAACUGCUCUUCCAAGCCGUUUGUUGUCUUUGACUGAAUCACAAUGUCAUCGGCUAACCUCAAAGUUUUUAUUUUGUCUCCCUCAGCUUUAAUUCCUUCUCUAAAUUUUUCUUUGGUUUCCUUUAGUGCUUGCUCAGUGCACAGACAGGGAAACAUCAGGGGUAGGCUACAACCCUGUCUCACUUCCUUCUCAAUUACUGAUUACCUUUCAUGUCUUUCAACUCCUUAACUGGAGUCUGGUUCCUGUACAAGCUGUACAUAACAUUUCUCUCCCUGUAUUUUAUCCCUGCUACCCUCAGAAUUUCUAAGAAUGUAUUCCAAUCAACAUUAUCAAAAGCUUUCUCUAGCUCUAUGAAUCCUAUCAGCAGAAGUUUGCAUUUCUUUAAUCUAUAUUCUAAGGUAUGUCAUUGGGGCAGUAUUGCCUCCUUUAUUACCAUAUUUUUGCAGAACCAAACUGAUCUUCCUCAAGGUCAGCUUCCACCAGAUUUUUCAUUCUUCUGUAAAUUCAUGUCAGUAUUUCAAAACUGUGACUUAUUAAAGCGAUAAUUUGGUAAUAUUCACAUCUUAGCACCUGUUUUCUGUGGAAAUGGAAUUAUUGCAUUUUUCCUGAAGUCUUAGGGUAUUUUGCCUGUCUUGUAUGUCUUGCUUAAUAAGUGGGAUAGUUUUGUCAUGGCUGACUUUCUCAAGUAUCUAAAUAAUUCUGAGAGGAUGUCCUCUGCUCCAGGGGCCUUGUUUCAACUUAGAUAUUUUAGAGCUUUUUCACAUUCUUAUUGCAUUGUCAUACUUCCUGCCUCAACUUCAUCUACUUCCUCUUCUCUGUCUAUAAUAUUAAUCUUCAAAUCCAUUUCCCUUAUAGACUCCUCUUUCAGCUUUCACCUUUACUGCCUUUGUUUAGCACUGGCUUUUCAUUUGAGAUCUUGAUAUUCAUACAGUUGCUUUUCUUUUUUCCAAAGUUGUCUUUAAUCCCCCUAUAGGCAGAAUACAGCAUAUCUUUCCCUUAGUUAUACACUCUUUUGUUUUCUCUCUAACACUUCCUGCUUAGCCAUUUUGCACUUUAUGCCAAUAUAAUUUUGUAGGUGUCUGUAUUCCUUUUUGCCUGCUUCAUUUACUACAUUUUCAUAUUUUCUCAUUUGAUCAGCUAAAUUCACUAUCUUCUGUGUUAUCCAAGGAUUUCUUCUAAGCCUUAGUUUUUUACCUAUUUGCUCAUGUGUUUCCAUCAGUGAUUCAUACCAAGCGAGGUAGUGCAAUAGUAAGCACGAUGGACUGGCAUUCAGAAGGGUGAUGGUUUUAAUCUUCUUCUGCCCAUCCAGAUUUAAGUUACAAAUCAUUGCCCUCAAUAUUUUAAUGUAAAUGCCACGAUGGUUCCUUUGAAAGGACAUGACUGAUUUCCUUCACCAUCCUUCACAAAACCAAGUUUGUGGCCCCAUCUCUAAUGACCUCAUUGUCAACGGGACAUUCAGUCCUCAUCCUUCCAUCACUUUUUCAUCUCUCAAAGCUACCCAUUCAUUGUCUGCUGUCUUCCCUUCCCUUGAUUCGGUCAAAUUUUUCCUAGUGCUCCCUCUGAAACUCUCAAUAACCUCUGGUUAUAUCAGCUUUGAAAAAGGAUGUAGGUACCAUUUUGACUAACAUAUACAAAGGUAUAUGUCCAGAUGUGUAUUACUAAUUUGUCUUGCUUUGAAGAGUAUGUGGAAAAGCUUAAUUUAACUUACAUAAAAUACUAGAGUUUACCAUGUUAUAUCAUAAUAAAAUUGCUUAUGUUCAUUUGAUAAGUAAGAAAUCAUCUGUUCACAUAGCUAUGUGCAGCUUUGUGUAAAGCCUUGAAAUCAUUCUCCUCUAUAUUAACAACAAUAUAAGGAUGUUUCAGUCUACUAGACAUUAUCAGUGUUCCUAGAUCAUGUGAUAUAAACAUCUUACUGAUAUUUUUCUGGUUCUCAAUCAUAGCAAAGUCAUGGUUACAAGAAAGAAAUGAAUGACCACUAACAAGAAACCUAUGACUGAUUUUACAAGCAACCGUUUCUUACAAGACCCAGAAGAGCAACAACCAUCAUCUUAUUUUUGUUUUAUCUGAUGAAAUUAUCAAUCAAAUUUAACAUCUUUCACUUGUUGGAGGGAAGAAGGGAAACAAUGUUUAGCAUUGAGGAAACAAUUUCGUUGCCACCACACCCACUACGACUCUCAUUCCAAAGACAUAUGUAUGCAUCUUCAGUGACACAAACAUGAACACACAGGCUGUGACAGGUCAGUUGGCAGGAGUAGUACAGCUCACAAUGAGUCAGUGAAGGGAUAUAGAAUACCUGCUGUAAAUUGAAUGUGAUCACACGUGGAUCCCACUGAAAAGUGAGUUGAGCUGGUCAAGGUGUAUGUCACCAAAUGACAAGUACAUCACAGCAAUUCUAUCUGCCCACUGUAUUAACAAUAAAGUGUCACUAUACUGCUUAAUCCUUGUAAUGCAGCUAGAUAGCUAACUUGAGCUCUUGUCAAUUAAGUGACAUAACUUUUCAGUCUUUGAAUCUAGAUAUUCAAAUAAUUUGUAGAAAUAAUGGAUUUGAAACUUUAAAUGGUUUACUGAUUUUAAUUGCUUGUCUGUGGUGCACUUAUGUUGAAUGUAUUUAGGAAAUUAUGCCCUUCUUAUUUCAGCUUUACAUUAUUCAUCACAUGUCCUUUGUUUAUUUCCUUUGUUAUCUUGCUCUUAACACACAUUUUCCCUCCAGACUUGUUUUAUUUUGUUUCUAUGAUAUUGUAUAGAAUCAGUUUCUAAAAGACUAUGAAUGAAUGAAUCAGAAACCUUGGUUACCAACUCAUUUUCAAUUUUGAUACCACUGUAUAUAUUUUAUUUGAGGUACAUUGUAUAAACAUAUUUUUUGACAUACUUCAUUUUAAUUAUUGCUUGAAUUCUUCAUUAGAAUGCUAUUGACAAAUAUUAAAUCACUAACAUUGUCAUAAAGAUGUUCUCUUACAGUCAAGUGGUACUUUUCAUUCAUUUAUAAAUAACUUGUCUAAUUAACAUUGUACAUUAUUUCAAAUGUACAUACAGGACCUCUGAACUUAUUCACAAAAAGUAUAUUUUCCUUCUUGUGUUUCUCUCUUUUUCUGCCUAUAAUCAGAAAGCAUUCUCAAUUGUGACUGUCAGUGCAUAUUGUUUUCACUCCUAACAUUGUGUAAUGUUUUAAUAUUUACCCAAAAAUAAAUAAUUCUGUUAGUUUCAUCUAUAGUAGCUGUCAUUUUAUUUCUACCUCAAACUAGUGAGCAAGAUUCAUUUCUUGACCAGAAGCUUGUUCCCUGAGAUAUCUUCCUUGUGGAUGAAUUUCACUUCCUCAAGAAUCCUCCAGUUAAUAUCAUCUUGUAACAGUUCUCUUCACAAUUAAAGUUUUGUGCUAACUCCACAUAGAAUCAGUCUGGCUGAUUAUCCAUAGUUGUUGGAUACUAUGCUUUCACUUUUGUGUAUGUCUCUCCUUUGAAAACGGUCCACUGAGUUCUGUUCCCCAAGAAACCUUCAUGCUGUUCUGACUUUACUGUAAUAUUAUUUUUGUUUUAUCUACUUUAUUAAACUUUUAUUAGAGACUCAUACAGUGUGAUAGUCAACAGGUGACUGUAUAAAGUAAAUGUUUCUCUUUAUUAUAGGAAAGUGCAUAUCAUCUAUUUGUUUAUUCGUUCAUUCCAUGAUGGUUCAUCUUACAAAGAUACUGAAUUUGUCAUCCUAAUACAAUGAAAACAAUGAGCUCAAAAAAUAUAUAAGUGGCAAUCAAAGAGUUUACAUCUGAAGGCAAUAUAGUCCACAGUCAGUAUGCCAAGCAGUCAAAAUCAACUCGAGCAUAGAGGCAAUCAUCCUACUGAAGCAUCAAGUUGAAGGUACUGUUUGGUAAAACAACAUGUCCUAGAGAACGAAGAAGUCUGUAACUGCGCUUCACAUCCUGGUCCACCAUGGUUCAUCAACCCUUUAAGACCUUUUUUUAAGGGACUUAAGUCAUGAUAAUUACAUGGGGAGAGAUCAGGACUAUGUGGUGAGUGCCUGAGUGUCUCCACUGGGAUUGCUCUCUGCUGUUCUUCUGCAACAAAUCUACAUUCUCUUUUUUCAGUAUGCUUUUUCCUCCAAAGUAGAUGUGGAGUUUUUCUAGAUCGUCCGCUAUGGCUGUCUCACCGUUUUCCUUAUCUCUUCUUAAAAACUCAAUGCCCUUAUUCUCAUAUUUUACGGACUAUAAGAUGCUACAGACUGUAAAACACACCUUAAUUUUUAAUUAUUUUUGAAAAAUAUAACAUUUUAACUUUUUCAUUCUUAGAUUGCAAGCCAGGCUAAAAAAAAUUGUUAAUUUAUAAAAUGGAACUGACCUGUAAAAUCCCUGAAAUCAUCUGAACUUUCUUCUUCUUCUUCCUCCUCUUCAUUGUCAUUAUGCCUGCAAUGAAUCAGUGUGGUGCUGCUACCAGUUGAAUCCAGUGUUGCCAGACAAAGAUAGGUUUCCUGCGGCAUCGAAUACAGGGCCAUUUUUAAGACUAGUGGGAGUUUUAAAUCAAACACUAGAUAUCUUUAUAUUAAUUUCGGGUAUAAGACACACUUGAAUUUUUGAGGCAGUUUUUCAGAGAAAGAGUGUGUCUUAUAGUCCAUAAAAUAUGGUACACCUCUAGUCUACCUCUCUGUAAGUCAUAGCUUGCUUUUGCCCUGCUCAAUCAAUCAGUGUCUAAAGUGAUUGGGAAAGGUAAAUCAUCAGUGACCAGAAAAUCCAUAUCCCACUUUACUCCUCCCACUUCUACUUGACAAAAUACUUGUCUAGUGAACCUUGGUGUCUGUUUACCUAGAGAGUUAACAUUCUGGGUUUUAGCAACAGAGAGUGUCUCUAUCUCUUCUUUUCCCCAGCUCUGCUUUAACCAUUUUGCUAAGGUUACUGAAACUUCUGCACUGCUAUCCAGAAAGGAUUCUGUUUCUUCUCCAGUUGCUUUAAUCUUUAAUUCUGAUUUGUAGCUCGUUGGCCCUGUUCUAUCCUUCACUGACUCUUCUAGAAGCUCUUCAGCUGAAUUACAAAGGAAUCAGGUGUGAAGACUAAUUUAAUUUUCUGAGGCCACAACAUUUAUCUUUUCCUGGCCAAAUUCCCAUUUCUUUGACCACUCUCCUUCUACUCUCAGCGUUCCUUCUUUUCUCACCAUCCAGUCAGCCCCCAUGUUAGUCAACAAUUUUUUUCUGCCACUUCAGCUUUCUCAGUCUUCUGCCCCUUCAAGGAGUCUGUAGGCCCAAGGAAAAACAAAUUGUCACCCACUGAUCUGACUUAUGCUAUCAAUGACAAUUCCUGGGCCUGGAUUGGCAGUUUUUCCAGAACAGUCCUCCCAUGGCUAAUCCGAGUAGCAAGCUCUCUUGACCAGUUGGAGGUAAAAGCACUUUUGUGUUCCCAGUAAGGACUUGUGGCCUUCAUAUGUAAAUAGGCUUCGUCCAAACAAUGUUUGUUUGUUUGUCAUGUGGCCAGAAUUGCCCCUCAAAUUUUCCUUAAAUUCUUGAAAAGUAGGGGUGGUGGCCCUUAAGUAGCAUCCAAUUAGCUUACCCUCUCCAGUCAGGUUUGUUAGAGUGAAGUAUAUUAUUUCUCUGUCUGACAUCCUCUUCACUUUUCAUUGUUGUUUAGCGUAUUGAUUACACCUGAGAAUGCCAUCAUUCUAUUUUUGUUUGUUUUCUAGUCUCCCUAAAUGGUUGUCAAAUUUCCUACUGUACAAUGAUCUUUGAUAUAAGCACAGUUUUACUCUUCAUUGCUGCACACAUAAAAGACACAUGCUGUUAGCUCCAGAACCAUGAACUUGCUGCCAUGCUUCCUGCAUGAACUCGUGUUCAUUUGGAACACAGACUCCAGGCCCAUAAACAUGCCACUACUCCCCAUUCUCAUCUUCAUAUUCAUAUCCUCUCCCGUAUCCACCUGAAAAACAGAGUCAACAUCCUCCCUUGAUGAGUGGCCUGUUGAACUCAGGAGAAUAGGUCAUUACUGUCAUGCACUAUCAACACUGGAACAUGAUUUUCUAGCAAAAGCACUACAGUACUGUAGUAUGUUAAGAUGUUGUAGUUAUCCUCUUUCAUUAUUAGCCACUAAUCUGAAUCCUGUAAGAAAUCUUUGAUUGUUUAUUAUGCAUUACUUUUGAACAACUUUAGCAUCGUUGUCAAACAGAUAUAUUUUAAUAAAUUUUUUUCAUCUCUUUGGGCGAUACAAUUUUGUUGCCUGAACUUGGCUCUUGUUUCAUGAUUAUGUGUAGGACUAUUAGUGAAAUACAUAGUACUAUGUUCCCUGAUAUGCACAACGAGUGGUAGAUGUACUCACUUGGUGCAGUAAGGAUACCAAGUUUUUUAAACAGGGAUUUACAAUGACCUUGAUUGCUAUUUUAUCAUUAUUCUUACAGUCCUUUUUUUGCAGUUUAAAAAUUAUACCCUGUCUUAUGCUUUUGAACCCCAGAAAAGAAUCUGAUUGCUUUUGAAUCCCAGAAAAGAAUCUCAUAUCGAAAACUUGGGUGUAUGUAGGAAUUUUACUCUACCACAAACAUUAGUUGUUACAAACUGAGAACAGAACAUUAAGAGCAAAUCAUGCUGAUGACAGUUCUUUUUGACAGUAUCUUUGUGUUCAAUCCAUUUUAAUGGACAAUCAAUAUUCAUCUUUAAAACUUCAUCUUUGUUAGACAAUCUGUAAAUUUACCAUCGACACUUAAUUUGACAGAAUUGUGUUCCCUGUUUAAACUGAUGUGUGUACUGUUUGUUUACUGUGUGUGAUAAAGCGCAAUGCCAAUUGUUUAAAUUUACAUUCAUCCAGCUAUAUUUAUGUAAAAUUUGAUUUUCAAUUUUUUAUGUAAAUAUUGAUGGAAUUAAGAAAUUGAAGUGGCUGCCAUAAUACCUACUUCGAACAUUUUAAAUUCAAUUUUGUAAAUUAAAGAGAAACCUCUCAAGAUAUUGACAUGAAACUUUUUGGGGAGUUGCAAAAGGUGUUGCUAAAGAUGAUAAAGCACAUUAUACAUUUUUAUCUCCCCCACACUUAGUUUAUUUAUUUACUUUUUUUAAUUUUUCACUGUUCAAUUUCACCCCAUGGGUCGAGGUCACUUUGAAAAUUAAAACAUUUGCCUAUUCUGUGGGAGCUAUGUCAGUUGCUGUUAAAUGACACCCCUAUAAUAUGAAAUAGCAUGAUAUUUUGUAUAUAAAAAUAGUUUUGAAAGCAACUUAUUUUGAAACUGUUCGUAUGAUUACGGCUUAAUUUUGCUAAUAAUGGAAAUGAGUGCUGAGAUACUUAUGAAGUAAGAAAAUUAUUUAAAAACCGAUCUUUUCAAAACAGUCUGUAUGACUUUAACAAAAGUAAUGAAAAAAAAGAUAUUGCAUUUUGAAGAAAUGUAAACACUCUACAGGAAAUGAAGUUGCCAAGAAAGUGUGUCCACUCUAGCAGAUGUCAUAGACAUCAAAUUCAAACUCAAAAUGUAGCCUUCCUCUUCUAUGUAUAUUAGAUAUAAUCCUACACGUCUUCUUUCUCAAAACCUGACACAUUGGGAACAUUAGGCCACACAAAAGAAACAUCAUCUGAUUCCACCUUGGAAUGCCAUUUCCUCAGAAGUGUAAUUUCUUCAUCAGUGAUAACAUGUCCAACAUAAUAUUUUACACUUCUCUUUGAAGAAAACUUCAUUAAAACAUAUUUUCCAUGGAGCUGACGUGUCAAAGAAUGGGGAAGGUGCUGUUCAAAGUCACUUCUUGUAAGACAAGCCUUCACAUUUUAUAUUUUUAUAUCACCAAAGAAUAAAUAUAACAUGUUAUGCUUUCUGUAAAUGUUCAUUCAAGUGUUAAUCUUGUCCAUAAAAACUCAUUUCAAAUUCUAAACUAAAAAAUGCUUCUAAUAAUAGGCAAAUAUUUUGUGUUUGUGGAGGAACUUACAUUUACAGAAAAUUAUCUUAUUUUCUGGAGUUGGUAUACAACGUUAUUUCAUAUCAACUGUCAUGUCAUCUGAAAUUAUUGAUUAUUGGUGACAUUUAGUGACUCGGACCUUAGUUCCACAUUUACACACUAGGGUGCAGCAUUUACUUUAAAAAAUGCUAAAUUGCUGUUCAACAUCACCUCGCUGUUCACAGUCACCCCACUUCACGGUACCCGUUAAGAGGUUUAACCUUAGGGUAAAGGAAAGUAUUACAGUUAGAAACUGUGUAUAUUUCAAGAGGCAGCAUAACUCAUGGUGCACAAAUACUCAGACUAUAUUCAUCGCCUAUUUAAGAAUGAAAGCACUAAGUACUUUGUAGCAAACUUUACACAAUUUCAAACCUUUCUGAAACUUUUUCUCACAGGUGCACCCUACAAAACAGUGAAAGAAAAACAGUUUAUUGCUUUCUCCAUUUUUGAUGUUCAUGCAGUUAAACUCCUGCACCAGGCAUGAUAUUUUAAUUUAUUACUUCUUUACUACUAAUUUUACUCUCAACAAAUUUUGCAGACAGCAUCCACACAUACCAUUGAACGUACCUGGAAAAUUAUACUGUCGUACAACUCACAGGCCAGGAGAUACGACACUGAGAUGUGUGAGAAACUAGGUUUUGCUCAGAAUGGAGCACAAAUUACCCAGGCUAUACUCAUCCAGUAUUGGAUAAGGAGAGCACUUAGUGACUGCUUACAAACUUAAAACAUUUUAUUUCAGACCCUUUCUAAUCAUUUUCUCACUUAUGUACUUAACAUCAAUUAAUUAACACUUUAACUCAGUUGUAAUGUAAUCAGAAGUUUGAAGCUGGUUUAUACAUGGGAGUUCAAUUCAUUACUGGAUCACAGGUUUACUGCUAUUUUUCUAACAGCCAUGUGAAUAUUAUUAUCACAGAACAGGAAUUUUCAAAAGAAAGUUCUGUGCUCAUAUUGUAUGAUGCAUCUGUGUGUAUUCAUCAGAUAGCCCUUACGUUGAAUGUUGCAAGAUUCAGAACAGUAGACAGCUCUGUGAUGCCCUUCCUACAUAUUUGUGUUGCUAUGGUUCUGAUGAAGUAGCCUAAAUCACGAAAUUAAUGAUCUGAGAAAAGUUAUACUGUGUUUUGAAAAUAUGUCAUAGUGAAACUAAAUAGUCCAGUUAUUGAAAACUUCCUGCUUAAUUAAAACUGUACGCUCUACAAGAUCUGAACCCCUUAACCUUCUCUUUUGUGGGCAAAGCUCUUAUCACCUUUGUAUCCAGGCAUGUUUCACAACCAGCAUUUCUCCUGCCAGUACAGGCCACGAGUGAUGCCUAAAUUGCUCUGUCAGUAAGGGUACAGCUCACGAAAGGCAAAGUUCUGUGUCUGUGUACUAGUCCAGCACAUUUUAGUCUGCUAGGAAGCUUUAAAAUGGCACACAUUUCCCAACAGAAUGCAAGAUACAUUGUGGCCUCUAGUUACUUGUACUUUUCUUGUAACUGUUUUCAUGUAAUUUACCUCUGUACAUAAACAGUCGUAUGUAUUUUUUAAAAAUCAUCAUCAUGUUGACUUGUGAUACUCAGCCUUCAAGUUUUAUAUCUAGUGCUGAAUCACAAUGUAGUUGUGUUCCCUAGUGUUUACAGCAGGUUUUAUUCUUGUACUUAUUGUUCAGCUAAUUCAACUUCGCAAAGUGUGGCCUCUUUAAUUUUAAGCUACAAAUACAAUUUCAGUCACUCUUUCCAUGCCUCUGCCUCCUGCUGUCCUCUGCCAGUUGUGAAGCCUGUGACUUUCUUUAGUAGUUUAUCACACCCGCCCAGGUGGUCGUCUUCAUCUUUCUUUAGCACUCAACUCUAUUACUCACUUUGUGUAUCUUCCUUCAUUUUUUCGUGCAAUAUGUCAUGCCCACAUCCAUUGUAGGGCCUUUACCCUUUCCUCAACUUCCCGAACUCCUGUUAUUGCUCUUAUGUCGUCACUUCUUUUCUGGUCUGUUAGUAAGACCUUGGAAUGGACUUCCCUUGAACUGCUGAGAACAUUGUAUGCAAAUAAAAAUGACAAAUUCCCAGUAAUACUCUCAAAAGAAGGAAGGUAAAUGAAAUUCAGAAUGGCAAAGCAGUGGAUCAUGAUGGUCUAAUAACUGAAAUACUUAUACAUACUGGUGAAGCAACAGAAAAACCACUGUCUAAAAUCUUUACUGCUUGUAUACAAAAAGACAGCAUCACCACCUUCUGGAACAAAGCAAGGAUUAUCCUUCCACACAGGAAAGGAAGUAUUCAUAAUUUGAAGAAUUACUGUCCCCUCAGUUUACUGCCUGCAUUACAGUUUUGACAAAUCACAUCAAUGCUAAUGUGGAAUAUAUGCACCCCAUAGAAAAAGAUAUAUUCUACAGUGGUAGUAAUGAAACAGACCAUAUACACAGCCUACAUGAAAUUAUUAGUUGAACCAAUGAAUAUGAAAUGUCACUACAUGUGGCUUUUCUAGAUGUUGAAAAACCAUUUGCUUUUGUCAGCCACACUGCAGUUAUAUAGACACUGUAUACAAGACAUGGAAACAAGGUGCAUAAACAUAUUAUGUAACAUCUAUGGUGUCUUGAUAGCUUCUGUCAGCAUAGAAAAACGCAUGAGGCAGCUUUUGUUUUGAAGCGAAAUAAAGCAUGGUGACCCUAUAUCUCCGAAAUUAUUUAUAAUAGCCCUUGAGAUGGCUGUGUCCGAAAUUACUUGGAAAGAAAGAGGUAUUAGAAUAAAUGGGAAAAUACUGACUAACUUGAGAUUUGUAGACAAUAUAGUAAUCCUAGCCAACCAAAUGACAGAACUGCAAUUCUCUAUAAAGAUUUUAUCACAUAGUUGUGAAAAAGUCAACCUUAAGCUGUCCAAAACAAAUGUUGUGCACCACUAGUGGGUAACUGCAGGACAAGUAAUAUUGAGCAACAUUGAAAAAUAUUAGUGAAUAUAUUUAUCUGGGACAGUUAGUCAGUAUUCUUGUAUUGGGAACAUAUAAUUUAUUUAUUGUUUGCUCCAGGAGUUUAAAUAGUACAAAAGUGGCCAGCACUAACUGAGAAAACUUAAUGCAGUGGCUGACACUGGGAAAGGGGAUUGAAAUAAAUAUUUCAAGCCCAGAAUUGUAAGUAUUAUUUAUUCGGCUGUCUCUUGUGCUGUAGUAUAUUUUAGUAUCUACAUGUGAGAACAAUUUAAGUAUGUUAAAGCAUAAAUAGUGAUAUUACAGGAAAAAUGAUUUUACGUAGAACCCUUCAACUUCUAAUUAUAUAAAACUGGCUGUGCGUAAACUGGAGAACCUCAUACACUAUGUUUUGUGCCAUAUUGUUUGCAAACAAAACAGUCUUUGGAACUCUCUUCAUGUGAUGUAUUCUUUAUAAUGUGACAAAUUAUUGCCAGUUUAUUACAUAAUAUUUACAUGAUACAUUCUUGCUUUAUUUUUAAUUUCUUUUUAGAAUUGUAUUACAAUCAACAUUGUGCAUUUAUUAGUUUGUAUAGUCAUGAGUCCCUGUGAAUAUUUACCAGUAUUAUGUUAGAGUAAUAGUAUUUACCCUUUUAUAAAGACAUAAUCUUCCUCGUGAUGUAUAUAAUAUGUAAAUGCUUUUUGUUUUCUUGUAAAAAGGCUGUUUCUUUAUUGAUUGUUCAAAAUAGUGAAAUAAAUGUUAUGU